GUCAAGUUUUAGAGGAAGGAGAUAAUUUUGUUGUCGUUAUCGAAAAAGUUGGUUGCACGGUAACUCCUGGUUUUGAUUACAAAGAUUUUGAAUUAAUUAGCUCAAAAAGUCUUUCCGAACAAUUUCCUCAACAUCUAGAAGUUAUAAAAAAAUUAACUCGCGAGUAG
This is a messenger RNA of Funneliformis geosporum, 167 nucleotides long. The record is from the annotation of a GenBank genome assembly. Lineage: Eukaryota; Fungi; Glomeromycota; Glomeromycetes; Glomerales; Glomeraceae.